AUGAAAGUCACGGGUAUGCUCCUCGCUCUUGCAGCGUCUGCUUCGGCCAUCGAGCCACAGCGUCGUGAUACCGCAACAGCAGCAACAGCAACAAGCACCGAAGAUCCCAGCAGUUUCAACAUUGGACAAAUCUCCAGCGCACUUGCAAAUCUCCAAAUGAACACCACAGCCAGCGCCAACUUCGGCAACAUCUCCCCACCCCCCAAAUCGCUCAUCCCCGAAAUCCUCUCCGUCGUCCCCGUAACCGUCCUCUGGGAACUGAUCAACGCCCAAUCCCGCAGCUCCCUCGCCAGCGCGUUCAGUGCCGGCAGUACCCCGGCCUGGUACAGCAGUCUCCCCGCGGACGUGAAGAGUUAUAUGUCCGUGGUGAAAUCGCAGAUUUCUGGCGGUGCAUUGACGGCUACGACGGGGUUGGCUUACGAGACUACCGCUACUACUACUACUGCUACUACGGCAAGCACUGGUACAGGCACGGGCACUACGGGGAGGGAGACGGGGACGGCGAGUACUGGGGCGACGUCCACGUCCAAGGGUCUUGCACCGUCGCAGCCUACGGGGUUGACUGCGUCGGUGAUUGGGGCGUUAGGUGUACUUGGAUUGGUGCUGGUGUUGUAA
Penicillium brasilianum is the source of this 615-nucleotide messenger RNA. The record is from the annotation of a GenBank genome assembly. NCBI's taxonomy places the organism in Eukaryota, Fungi, Ascomycota, Eurotiomycetes, Eurotiales, Aspergillaceae.